AUGAGCCAAACGACAGUAGCGCUUACAUACGAUAAGCUGGUCAACCGCAUAGUUCCUGGCCCUCAGAGCCUGAGCUAUUUCGUGCCUCUGGUAAUACUACCCAUCGCCUUCUCGAUCCCACCAUGGACCGUGUCGAAGCAGACGAUUUGCGUGGUUGCCUUGCCCAUAAUCACCGCCUCUCUCGCGCAUGCCUGGACUGUCAUGGGCGGCAUAGACGUCAUAUCGUUCGAUAUGUUGCUACACAGCUAUCACCUGCUCCUCUUCAACAAUCCACGCCGGGACUUUCGCAGGGUACUCGAGGGUCCCGAAACAGCCACCGCAGAGAAGAACAAGACACCGGUUCCAGGCAGUCGUGUUCGAGAUGAUGAGUCAACGACACCGCAAUACGUGGAACAGUCAUAUCCUGCCAACUGGAACGAGAGGCUGCCUUGGAUUGGAACACUGCUCAUCUCGAUGCGUUUCGUAGACUGGAAGAUUGGUUCGCCAUCGCAUGACUCCAAACAGCCUGCUCGCUGUCCGGAUCCUCCGAGUCACCUGCGCUUCAUACUCAAGGCUAUCUUGCGCACUCUCAGUGGGUAUGUCGUGAUGGACCUGACAUCUGCCUGGACGCAACAGGAUCCAUAUUUCAAAACCUUUGGCAUGAGUGUAGAUUCGCCCUUGCCACAUGAUGAUCUCUUGGGUUUGUUGCCACCACGGUUGAUCAGGUGCACUAUUAUGGCACUCCAGGUUUGGGCUACCGUUGGUCAGCAGUUCCAGUUACCAUGCAUUCUACCAGUAGCCCUACACUGGGCAGGCUAUCUCCCAGACGCAUGGAGCCCACACCUCUGGCCAACAUUCUUUGGCAGUUUCAGAGCAAUGUUUACAAGUCUAAGUUUGGGUGCAGUCCGUAACUUUUGGGGUCGAUACUGGCAUCAAACACUGAGGUACUACUGCUCAAGCCCAGGAGUAUGGCUUGCAGACUUGAUGCAUCUACCUCGUCGUAGUCAUAGCCGCUAUUUCUUGCUAAGCGUAGCAACAUUCGUCUUUUCAGGUAUCGUGCACAUCGGUUUAGUGCCACCAGAGCCCAUGUUCGCAACAAAGACAGCGAGCCAGAUCCGCUGGCUGAUUCUAUCGUUCUUCUGGUUACAGCCAGUGGGCUUUGCAUUCGAGAUGGCUGUCUCGGCUGGUCUGCGUCGGUUUGGCACACACAAGUCAAUUUUUGUCACUUUGAACAUUCUGUGGUUCACAGCCUGGUGUUGCUUUGUGCUACCUCUGUUAGGAGAGGCAGGUCGCAAUCUUGGAUAUUGGCGUGUGUGGCCUGUACCGUUCAGUCUGUGGCGAGGCAUCACGACAGGUCGAUGGCUGACAUGGUUCUGA
Messenger RNA from Aureobasidium vineae, 1356 nucleotides. NCBI's taxonomy places the organism in Eukaryota, Fungi, Ascomycota, Dothideomycetes, Dothideales, Saccotheciaceae. The record is from the annotation of a GenBank genome assembly.